GUGACGAAGGGAACAGAAAGCUUUAGGUUUUGACAUCGAAUCAAUUGACCAAAAUAUUACAUUAACGUCAAAAAUGGUUUCCCCGGUCCCAUUGCCACUCUCCACCGCUCCACUUAACCAAGCUGCCCAAAGGGUUUUGGCGGGAUUCAACAUCGCCGUCACCGGAGUUUCCCCGGUUCUGGAAACACUGGGCUGAGCUGAGCUUCACACUCACCUCAUUGUCGAAGUUCCAUUCAUUCUUCUUUUGGUCGUCGCCGACACACACAGAAUGCAGUCUCUUCCAUCAGAUACUUGCGUUCUUCGUCCUUAUCGAUAUUCCCUUUCGACCUUCAGACCUCGCACUUCACUUGUAACUUCCUCUUCUUCUUCUUUUAACAUCCCUCUCAAUUCGUCUUUGUCCUCUUUUUCUCUGGUUGGGUUACGUCGUGAAUCUCCUCUACUGUUAUUCGGCGAUCCAAUUUGGAACGGGAACCCUUUUGUUUGCUCCCAAACCAAACGGAGGGAUUUUGGAUUGUUAGUUCCUCCUCUUCGAUGCGAACCGUCAUCGAACGGCAACAGCGUUCAGGGCGAGCGGAGUUUGAUGCAAUGGAUUGAAUUGAUCGGAGAAGCUUUGUCUACUGCGUUUCCUGUUUGGGUGGCGCUAGGUUGCGUUUUAGGGCUGCUCAGACCGGCUUCCUAUGCUUGGGUUCAACCGAGAUGGACUGUUCUUGGCAUUACUCUCACAAUGCUUGGUAUGGGCAUGACAUUGACCCUCGACGAUCUUCGUGGAGCCCUGGCUAUGCCUAAGGAAUUGAUUUCUGGGUUCGUGCUCCAGUAUUCGGUGAUGCCAAUAUCAGGCUUUCUUGUCAGCAAGCUUUUAAAUUUGCCAUCUUACUAUGCAGCUGGUUUAAUAUUGGUUGGUUGCUGUCCUGGUGGAACAGCAAGCAAUAUAGUCACUUACAUUGCAAGGGGAAAUGUAGCUCUUUCUGUGCUGAUGACCGCCACAAGCACUAUGGCAGCCGUGAUCAUGACCCCUUUUCUCACUGCCAAACUUGCUGGUCAAUUUGUUGCUGUGGACGCAGCUGGGUUGUUAAUGUCCACCCUGCAGAUUGUGCUUCUUCCAGUGUUGGGUGGGGCAUUUUUAAACCAGUAUUUCCAUGGGUUGGUUAGAUUUGUCUCUCCAUUCAUGCCCCCUAUUGCUGUUGGCACUGUUGCUAUUUUAUGUGGACAUGCAAUUGCUCAGAGCUCCUCUGCUAUUCGGAUGUCUGGUCAGCAAGUAGUCCUGGCUGCAGCUCUUCUUCAUGCUUCAGGAUUUUUCUUCGGUUAUGUACUUGCAAGAUUGCUUGGCAUUGACAUUGCAUCUUCUCGAACGAUCUCCAUUGAAGUUGGAAUGCAGAACUCGGUGCUAGGGGUUGUUCUUGCUAGCCAGCACUUUGGAAAUCCUCUUACGGCAGUGCCCUGUGCAGUUUCAAGUGUUUGCCACUCAAUCUUUGGCAGCGUUCUUGCUGGGAUUUGGAGGCAAAGCAAAGACUAGGUGAAAAUGAUGUCUAAAUUUUGUAAGCAUCAUUUGUGUUUUAUCCUUUUGGUUUAGUAGAUUUUUGUAACAUUUGAAUAGUUCUUGACAGGUUGUUUGCAAUCAUUCCAUGUUUGAACUUUGUCUAAUCUUGUUUUAGAAUAAAUCUUAAAUUGUUUUUUUCCAAUAAAAAUAAAUUUAAUUAAGUGU
Molecule: messenger RNA, 1702 nt
Organism: Cucumis sativus (cucumber)
Lineage: Eukaryota; Viridiplantae; Streptophyta; Magnoliopsida; Cucurbitales; Cucurbitaceae
Product: probable sodium/metabolite cotransporter BASS1, chloroplastic
Exons: 7
Coding region: 269-1513 (414 amino acids)
Cellular component (GO): membrane
Source: RefSeq, a predicted model, not a curated record